AUGACUUUCCUCACGCAGGAAUCGAUCCUUGAAAUACUCUUCGGCAUACCGUCCAUGGUUACGUCGGUCCUAAACGCCUGGGACUUCUGGUUAAAAUAUCGCGUCCGGUCUCACAGCAAACAUAUCGAGCCACAGUCAAUCUCGUUGAUUGUCCCACACGAUCUAAUAAUCACGGUUGAAGGAUAUGAUCCAGAGGGCUCAACUAUCAGAAACCAAUCAUGCUCGGUGGACAGUGCCCAGUCACAGUCAACAUUCGGUCAAAUGUUGAGUAAAGCAUCUUCGACUCUGACGUUACAAACUCCACCCCGAGUCUUCAUUAGCGAGCGUCGUCAGUUCGAACAUGAAGUCUGA
Messenger RNA from Aspergillus wentii DTO 134E9, 351 nucleotides. RefSeq lists its product as uncharacterized. The record is from RefSeq and is a predicted model, not a curated record. The transcript has a single exon. Bases 1 to 351 code for a protein of 116 amino acids. Lineage: Eukaryota; Fungi; Ascomycota; Eurotiomycetes; Eurotiales; Aspergillaceae.